Messenger RNA from Dentiscutata erythropus, 1404 nucleotides. Lineage: Eukaryota; Fungi; Glomeromycota; Glomeromycetes; Diversisporales; Gigasporaceae. The record is from the annotation of a GenBank genome assembly.
AUGUUUUCUCAUAGACGUACAUUAGCCUCGGAAACUGGUGAAGUUAAAAAUCAUAAUCAAAAAUAUCCAUAUCGACUCAACUUCUAUAACAUUCCACCUAUAGAAGAAAUCACUACUGAAGAAUUUGAAACAUUCUCUCUAGAUAGAUUACAAGUCUUGAAAGCCAUUGAAAGUGCCAGUUUACGAACUAAAACUGAAUUGCAAGUUGCGGAUCAUAUACGGGAUGUAUCAAAUCAAUAUCUUCCUUUGCACUCAACCGAGGGAGGCAAGGGUUAUCCAUUAGAACAAGAACGACGCAAAGAUCAUAUAUCCCAUUUUAUUCUGAGAUUGGCUUACUGCAGAACAGAUGAACUUCGUAAAUGGUUUAUCAAAUAUGAAUGCGCUUUGUUCAGAAUUCGGUUUAUUGAGGAAAAUAAAGAAGAAAGACAAGCCUUUUUAAAUAACGAGAGACUAAAUUGGAAAGAUUUGACCCAAAAUGAGAAAGAAUCUAUGAGAAAUGAAUUAUCACUCGCAAAUCCUCACAUCAAAUUCGAUGAUGAAACUUUUUUUAUUGUGAAUUUCGAACAAGUUCCAGAUCUUGUCUCACGACGUGCUGUAUAUAUAAAAGCUGGAAAAGCUUACGUUCCAAUAUCUGAACAAGUUACUCUUGUCGUAGGGGAGUUUCGUAAAAAGCUUUAUACCGCUUUGGAUUUAGCAAGUAGGGCGUUUCCAAGCAUAGAUGAUGAAAGAAUUUUACCGCUUUUAAAUAAUAUAAAUCAGCAAUAUCUUGGUAAAACAUAUAUGAAUGGUAAUAAUGUUGUUGAUAAGGUAACAGCUGAUAAUGUUGAUCAGUUGGUUGGGCAUUUUCCAUUGUGUAUGCAGCAUUUGCAUCGGAAACUUCGCGAACUCCACCAUCUCAAGCAUUUUGCAAGAAUGCAAUACAAUUUAUUCUUGAAGGGAAUUGGCCUUACUGUCGAGGAAGCUCUUAUUUUUUGGAGAAAAUCAUUCUCAACCAUUACUGAUGAAAAAUUUCAGAAGGAUUAUGCUUACAACAUAAGGCACAAUUACGGGAUGGAAGGAAAACGCCAAGAUUAUUUACCAUUGAAUUGUCAUUCAAUAAUCACGAAUAAACAGCCAGGUCCCGGCGAUCAACAUGGAUGCCCAUUUAAACACUUUUCUGAGGACAAUUUGAGAGCUUUCAUGGCUCAAACUGGUGUAAGAAAAGACGAAAAUUUGAAAGAAAUUCUUGAUCUUGUCAGAGGUAAACAUUAUCAAGUCGCUUGUACUAAAUAUUUUGAAAUUACAAAAUGUUUGGAAGAUUCGAUUAGUAGAGAUAGCGGUGAAAGGCAUUUAAUGGAAACAAUCACGCAUCCAAAUAGUUACUUUGAACAGAGCGCGUUACAAUUGGAUUUAUCUUUAAAGUAA